AUGUCCCAUACCAAAUACUGGAGUAAUCAUAUCCUUUUGAACUUGAGGUUGAAUCCCGCCCCCACCAAUGCUAGAGAGUUAGACUUCAUAUUUGAGAGUUUCAACAGGUUGGGGUCAAUUGAAAUGUUCAAAACUCCACCACCCAGUGUAAAUUAUUCCCAAAAUGUAGAGAUGAUCAUAAGUAGUGAUAAAUCAGUAUUAAAUCCAUUUGAAACUGAAAAACCCGGUCCUGAAGCAAAAGAUAAGGCCAUAAUACUAAGAGAUUUCUUCGCAAGAAUGGUAGCAUUACCACGAUUUCAAUAUAUUGAAAAUGACGAGAGUUUCUUCAAUGGACUGAAAUAUGUACAAUUCAAUCACAGUCUAAAUAAUAGAGGUAAGAUGUUUGAGAAUAAGUUCACUAUAAGUGAUAGCAGAAUCAACCAACCAUUCUGUUUAAUAAAAUCCGAACAAGAACUCGAUUUUAGAAGAUUAAAACAUUGUUUAAGGUUCAACUUCGAGAAGUUCACCUUGAUAGAUAUAGUAAGUAUGAGAUUAAUGAAUAACCUGUAA
Molecule: messenger RNA, 549 nt
Organism: Yamadazyma jaroonii
Lineage: Eukaryota; Fungi; Ascomycota; Pichiomycetes; Serinales; Debaryomycetaceae
Source: the annotation of a GenBank genome assembly